Messenger RNA from Leptosia nina, 8601 nucleotides. The record is from the annotation of a GenBank genome assembly. NCBI's taxonomy places the organism in Eukaryota, Metazoa, Arthropoda, Insecta, Lepidoptera, Pieridae.
AUGAAGAGCAUUGCAUUCAUUAUUGCAACAAUGAGUCUUUGUAUCUUUUUCGUUUGUGUCUUUGCCGCUGCAACAACCAGUGGUGAACCAAAUGUUAUUCAAGUAAAGGAAUUGACUCAAGGAGGCGAAUUGGUAUCUAGGGAGCUUCGCUAUAAACGUAAUAUAAGCAUAAUUGGAAAUCAGUUUAUGCUUGAGAAUGUUCCGUUUCGGAUAAUGUCUGGUUCACUACAUUACUUCAGAGUUCCUCAUCAAUACUGGAGAGAUCGCUUGCGGAAACUCAAAGCAGCUGGACUCAACUCAGUUUCGACAUAUGUAGAAUGGAGUAGCCAUGAGCCCGAAGAAGGAACGGAGACUUUUACAGAAGAUAAUGAUAUCGUCAAAUUUAUCAAGAUAGCGGAAGAAGAAGGUUUAUUUGUGCUCUUGCGACCGGGGCCCUAUAUUUGUGCGGAGAGAGAUUUGGGUGGACUUCCUUACUGGCUACUUGGAAAGUAUCCCAAUAUAAAACUACGUACAACGGACAUAGAUUUUAUAAAUGAAACAAAACGUUGGUUCACCAAACUCUUUGCGCUAAUGCAUCCCUUGCUCUACGGAAAUGGUGGGCCUAUAAUUCUGGUUCAAGUGGAAAACGAGUACGGAAGCUAUGGAGCUAGUAAGCAGUAUAUGGAGCAAGUUCGUGAUCUUAUCUCGCAACUGGUUCAGAACAAUGCACUACUUUACACAACAGAUGGCGCGUAUAGGUCGUAUUUUUUCGAUGGUUCUGUUAACGGGGCUUUGACUACCGUCGACUUUGGACCAGUGAAAAAUGUUACCAGCACAUUUAAGGAUCUUCGAAAUUUCAUGCCGACGGGUCCUCUGAUGAAUUCCGAAUAUUAUCCUGGAUGGCUGACACACUGGACCGAAGACAUACAACGCGUGUCAACUGAUUCUGUAGUCAAAACUCUUCGGGAUAUGCUUGAUAACGACGUUAAUUUUAACUUCUAUAUGUUUUUCGGAGGAACAAACUUCGGUUUUACCUCAGGUGCAAACUACGGCAGCUUCUACCAACCAGAUAUAACUUCAUACGACUAUGAUGCUCCGCUCUCAGAAGCUGGUGACCCGACACCAAAGUAUCAUGCUAUCCGAGAUGCAAUUACACAGUAUAGACCCGAAGUAAAAGACAUACCUCUCCCGACGGUAUCCAAGAAGGGUGCCUACGGAAUAGUUGAUAUGUAUCCCUUGGGACCCCUUUUAUCAAAUGACGGACGUGACGCAUUGGGUAAACAGUAUCCUAAUAUAACAGGCUCCAAACUACCCACUUUCGAAGAGUUGAGGCAAUUUUCAGGUUUAAUUCUGUACGAAACUAGCCUGAAUGAAGGUGGAACGUUGGAAAUAAAAAAACCAAGAGAUUGGAUUUUCGUUUACGUGGAUUAUCGUAUCCAAGGCGUUAUAAACCGCAGAUACAAAGCGUACUCAUUGAAGAUAGAAGCAAAACCUGGAUCACUUCUGUCGCUAUUUGUUGAGAAUCAGGGCCGAAUUAAUUAUGGUCCCAAACUACAUGACUUUAAGGGCAUCUUAAGUCCUGUUUUAUUAAACAACAAAACGUUAGAAGGGUCGUGGUCAAUAACAGGUUACCCAUUGAAAACGCCUCAAGUCACAGACUAUCCGCUACCAUCGGGACAUCAUACCCGUGCGCAAUUGUGUAGUCCUAUGUUGUUCGCGGGAAGCUUCCUCGCACCAGCAAAAGAAGAACCUUUAGACACUUUUAUCGAUACAUCCGGAUGGGGAAAGGGUUAUGCAUUCGUCAACGAUCACCUUCUCGGAAGAUAUUGGCCAGAAGCAGGUCCCCAAGCAACCCUUUACGUACCCGGAGUCUGGCUAAAAUCCGCGCCAGAGCGAAACGUGGUUGUUUUGAUUGAAAUGAUGGCAGAAAAUACUGAUCUCAGUUGUGCAGUGGGACCACCGUGUUCUUUGGUGCUUACCGAUGGAUCAAUUUUUCAAGGACGAAGCUUUGGUGCCAAGGUGCCGGUAGAGGGAGAAGUUGUCUUUCAAACUGGUAUGGUGGGCUAUCCGGAGUCUUUGACUGACCCCUCGUAUCACGCUCAAUUAUUGGUGCUAACGUAUCCUUUAGUUGGUAAUUACGGCGUGCCAGAUGAAAAUGAGUGUGACGAGUAUGGUCUACCUAAGUGGUUCGAAUCAAAUAAAAUAUGGGCUGCUGCACUUAUUGUGGGCCAAGUAAGCACGGAAGCCUGUCAUUGGCGCGCCAAGAAGUCUCUCGGGAAAUGGUUAGAGAGCAGAGGUGUGCCCGGUCUUUGUGAUGUUGAUACCAGAGCACUUACAAUCCGGCUUCGUGAGGGUGUUACAUUGGGUAGGAUCGUUCAAGGAGUUCCACCCUUUGGAAUAAUGCCACCUCUUACAGAUCCGAAUGCAAGAAACUUAGUAGCAGAAGUAUCUAUACAGGAACCAAGAAUAUUUAAUCCAAACGGUGAUGUAACUAUAGUGGCUGUGGAUUGUGGUUUGAAAUAUAACCAAAUUAGAUGUUUGAUUAAGAGAAAUGCUAAAGUAGUCUUAGUGCCAUGGAAUUACUCUUUUAAUGACGUCAAGAGUUACGACGGAAUCUUUAUCAGCAAUGGACCUGGUGACCCGGAAGUAUGCAAGAGCACUGUAGAUAAUUUACGAUCUAAACUGCAAGAAAAAAACAACAUAAAACCAAUCUUCGGCAUCUGUUUAGGUCAUCAGCUAUUAGCUACUGCAGCAGGAUGCAAAACUUAUAAAACAAGAUAUGGAAAUCGAGGUCACAAUUUACCCUGCACACACAAUGGAACAGGCCGUUGUUUUAUGACGUCGCAAAAUCACGGGUUUGCCGUUGAUACAAAAUCCCUACCUGAAAAUUGGGAUAUAUUGUUUACUAAUGAAAACGACAAGACAAAUGAGGGUAUAUGCCACAAAUCAUUACCCUACUUCAGUGUUCAGUUUCAUCCAGAACACACAGCGGGUCCGACUGAUUUAGAAUGUCUCUUCGAUGUCUUUAUCGAUUUAGUAAAAUUAUACAAAAAUAAGCAACAACGAAUUGUUAAUGAAAUGAUUAUUGAAAAAAUUAGGUUUACGCCUACGCUGCAUGACAGGCCAAAAAAAGUUUUAAUCCUAGGUUCAGGUGGACUUUCCAUUGGCCAGGCUGGUGAGUUUGACUAUUCUGGGUCUCAAGGUGUCAAAGCCAUGCAAGAAGAGAAAAUACAAACUGUUUUAAUAAACCCUAACAUUGCAACUGUACAAACAUCAAAAGGCUUAGCCGAUAAAGUAUACUUUCUCCCGAUUACACCAGAAUAUGUUGAACAAGUAAUUAAAGCUGAACGACCAACUGGUGUGCUCUUAACGUUCGGUGGCCAAACUGCAUUAAACUGUGGAGUCGAAUUAGAGAAGAAUAAAAUUUUCGACAAAUACAACGUUAAUGUUCUCGGGACUCCUAUACAGUCCAUUGUAGAUACUGAGGACAGAAAAAUCUUUGCUGAAAAAAUUAAUGCAAUAGGAGAAAAGGUAGCGCCCAGUGCAGCUGUAUCGUCAGUGGAAGAAGCUCUAGCGGCUGCCGUACAAAUUGGCUACCCAGUAAUGUCGCGUUCUGCAUUUUCAUUAGGUGGCUUGGGAUCAGGUUUUGCUAAUAACGAAGAAGAACUUAAAACUCUUGCUCAUCACGCCCUUUCGCAUUCAGAGCAACUUAUUAUUGAUAAAUCUCUUAAGGGCUGGAAAGAAGUUGAGUAUGAGGUCGUAAGAGAUGCAUAUGACAACUGUAUAACAGUUUGUAAUAUGGAAAAUGUUGAUCCACUCGGUAUUCAUACUGGAGAAUCUAUUGUCGUCGCCCCAAGUCAAACCUUAUCGAACCGAGAAUAUUACAUGUUAAGAAAUACGGCUAUAAAAGUAAUAAGACAUUUUGGAAUAGUCGGUGAAUGUAACAUUCAAUAUGCCUUAAAUCCCAACUCCGAAGAAUUUUACAUAAUAGAAGUAAAUGCGCGUCUAUCUAGAAGCUCCGCGUUAGCUAGUAAAGCUACAGGAUAUCCCUUAGCAUAUGUUGCUGCUAAAUUAGCUCUCGGUAUACCGCUGCCUGUGAUAAAAAAUUCCGUUACUGGGGUUACCACAGCUUGCUUUGAACCAAGUUUGGAUUACUGUGUAGUUAAAGUACCUCGGUGGGAUUUAGCUAAAUUUAACAGAGUAAGUACGAAAAUAGGAAGUUCUAUGAAGAGUGUUGGUGAAGUAAUGGCGAUAGGUAGGAGUUUCGAAGAAGCUUUCCAGAAAGCAUUACGAAUGGUGGAUGAAAAUGUUAACGGUUUCGAUCCAUACAUAAAACAAGUUAACGACAAUGACUUGCGAGAACCUACAGACAAAAGAAUGUUUAUUUUAGCCGCAGCAUUGAAAGAAGGAUACUCUGUUAAAAAAAUAUACGAACUGACUAAAAUUGAUCCUUGGUUUUUAAACAAAAUGAAAAACAUUAUAGACUAUUAUGGCAACUUGGAAGCAAUAAAUGGACCUAUAUCUGCGGAAUUGUUAAAAAAAGCUAAACAAAUAGGGUUUUCGGAUAAACAAAUCGCUGCAGCAAUAAAAAGUACAGAUUUAGCCGUUCGAAAACUAAGAGAAGAAUAUUCGAUCACACCAUUUGUUAAGAAGAUUGAUACUGUAGCUGCUGAAUGGCCAGCUUCUACAAAUUAUUUAUAUUUGACAUAUAACGCAAGCACACAUGAUUUGGAGUUCCCGGGAGAGUUUGUAAUGGUUUUGGGAUCCGGUGUGUACAGAAUAGGUAGUUCCGUAGAAUUCGAUUGGUGUGCUGUUAGCUGUCUAAGAGAAUUAAAGAACCAGGAAAAGAAAACAAUAAUGAUAAAUUAUAACCCUGAAACAGUAAGUACUGACUACGACAUGAGCGAUAGACUUUAUUUCGAAGAAAUUUCUUUUGAGGUUGUAAUGGAUAUUUAUAACAUAGAACAUCCAGAAGGUGUGAUUUUAUGUAUGGGUGGACAGUUACCUAAUAAUAUUGCUAUGGAUUUACAUAGACAGCAAGCUGUUAUAUUAGGUACUUCACCUGAUAUGGUUGAUAACGCAGAAAAUAGAUUCAAGUUUUCAAGAAUGCUGGAUCGUAGAGGAAUAUUACAGCCACGGUGGAAAGAAUUGACAAACCUAGAGUCAGCCAUUAAUUUUUGCGAGGAAGUAGGCUAUCCGUGCUUAGUUCGUCCAUCAUACGUACUAAGUGGUGCCGCAAUGAACGUAGCUUACUCUCACCAAGAACUUGAAACUUAUCUUAAGUCUGCCAGUCAAGUUAGCAAAGAUUAUCCUGUGGUUAUUUCAAAAUAUAUUCUGGAUGCUAAAGAGAUUGAUGUAGAUGUCGUAGCUGCGGAUGGUAUUCUGUUGUGUAUGGCUGUUUCUGAACACGUAGAAAAUGCCGGUGUUCACUCGGGGGAUGCUACAUUAGUCACACCUCCGCAAGACAUCAACAAAGAAACUUUGGAGAAAAUAAAAGACAUCGCUAGAAUAAUUGCAGAAACACUAGAUGUGACUGGACCGUUUAACAUGCAGCUCAUAGCUAAGGAUAAUGAAUUGAAAGUCAUAGAAUGCAAUGUACGAGUAUCGAGAUCGUUCCCAUUUGUUUCAAAGACACUCGACCACGACUUUGUUGCUAUGGCUACUAAAGUCAUCCUUGGUAUACCUGUGGAACCCGUAGAUGUAAUGAGCGGUUGUGGUAAAGUUGGAGUGAAGGUUCCACAGUUUUCAUUUUCAAGACUCUCAGGCGCUGAUGUUACUUUGGGCGUAGAAAUGGCUUCAACAGGAGAAGUAGCUUGUUUCGGUGAAAACAGAUAUGAAGCUUAUCUCAAAUCUCUUACGAGCACUGGAUUUAGAAUUCCUAAAAAGGCUAUUUUGCUAUCUAUAGGAACAUUUAAGCAUAAAAUGGAGCUCCUACCAAGUGUAAGGGUUUUACAGAAAAUGGGAUAUAAACUUUAUGCCAGUAUGGGAACAGGUGAUUUCUACACUGAGCACGGAAUAGAUGUAGAAAGUGUACAAUGGACAUUUGAUCAUAUUGGGGACCUAGACGAUGCAAGAUCAGAUGGAGAAUUGAUGCAUUUAGCAGACUUUAUGGCGAGACGUCAAUUAGAUCUUGUUAUUAAUCUACCAAUGAGAGGUGGUGCUCGACGUGUUUCUUCGUUUACAACACAUGGUUAUCGUACCAGACGCCUAGCAGUCGAUUAUGCCGUUCCUUUAGUAACUGAUGUUAAAUGUGCAAAACUUUUAGUACAGGCAAUGUUGAAAUGUGGCGGUGCACCAGUUAUGAAAACACAUACUGAUUGUAUGACUUCAAGAAAUAUUAUUAAACUACCUGGUUUCAUCGAUGUCCAUGUACACGUUAGAGAACCAGGUGCAACGUAUAAGGAAGAUUUUGAUUCUUGCACUGCUUCUGCUCUAGCUGGUGGUAUAACAAUGAUUUGCGCUAUGCCAAACACUAAUCCACCGGUUGUGGAUCGCACAUCAUUUGAUUACGUCGCUGCGCUCUCGCGGGUUAGUUCUCGCUGUGAUUACGCACUAUAUAUGGGUGCAUCUACUAGCAACUCAGAAACCGCUGCUGAACUAGCACCGCAAUCGGCGGCAUUAAAAAUGUAUCUCAAUGAAACAUAUACAACCCUUAAGCUCGACGACAUGACAGUUUGGCAAAAGCAUCUCCAAAAUUGGCCAAAGAAAAUACCUAUCUGUGCACACGCAGAGCGGGAAAAAACUGGAGCAAUUAUACUUAUGGCCUCCCUCCUUGAUAGACCUAUUCAUAUUUGUCACCUAGCUCGAAAAGAAGAAAUUUUGAUCGUGAAGGCUGCUAAAGAACGAGGUCUAAAAGUAACAUGUGAAGUGUGUCCUCAUCACUUAUUUUUGAGUACAAAUGAUGUUGACCGUAUUGGCAAAGGACGUGCGGAAGUGAGACCAGUUUUGUGUAGUCCUGAAGACCAAGAAGCACUUUGGAAUAAUAUGGACGUAAUCGAUAUAUUUGCAACUGAUCAUGCACCACAUUCGGUUGAAGAGAAGUUUUCAGAAAAACCUCCACCGGGUUUUCCGGGUCUCGAGACAAUUCUUCCAUUGCUUUUAAAUGCAGUUCACCAAGGUCGAUUGACAAUGGAAGAUUUAAUCAAUAAAUUCCACCGAAAUCCGCGAAAAAUAUUUAACUUACCCGAACAACCUAACACUUACGUAGAAGUUGAUAUGGACUAUGAAUGGACUAUACCCGACGCCAUGGAAUUUACAAAGUCUAAGUGGACUCCAUUUGCAGGCAUGCACGUUUGUGGUUCUAUCCACCGUGUCACCUUACGAGGUGAGAUUGCGUAUGUCGAAGGACAAAUAUUAGUGCCGCCAGGUUUUGGACAAAACGUGCGCGAAUGGCCAGCACCCAAAAAGCAGACAUUCCCAAUUUAUUCAAUAGAAAAAGUGGAAAAAGAGACCAGUCGUCCCAACUCUGCCUUAGAUUUCCAUAGUUCAUUGGAAGUUAGUAAAUACAGUGACUACGAGUUGGAUCAAAAUGAAACAACUAAACCAGAUAAUAAGUUAAACGUGCAUUUUAACGAAGGCGCAGCUUUAAGGAGCACUUCGCCGUUACCGCAACCGACAACGAGACAGAGAUGUGACAGUUCGUCUUAUUACAACCCUCCUCAAACUACGUCGUCACAACGACAACGCAGUGAUUUGUUCGGCAAAAGUAUCCUCACAGUGGACACGUUUAGUAAAGACACCCUAAAUGAUAUUUUCAAUUUGGCUCAAUUUAUGAAAACGAAUGUGAGCAAAGGCAGAUGUCUCGAUGAUUUGCUACGAGGCAAAGUAAUGGCGUCGAUCUUUUAUGAAGUGAGCACGCGAACAAGUUGUAGUUUCGCUGCAGCAAUGCAAAGACUUGGCGGUUCAGUGAUACAUACAGAUGCAACAAAUUCGUCGGCUAAGAAAGGCGAAACGCUAGAAGACAGUGUAGCUGUUAUGGCUAGCUAUUCUGAUGUGGUGGUCCUUCGUCAUCCAGAACCCGGUGCAGUAGCGAAAGCAUCAAGGCACUGUCGUAAACCUGUCAUAAAUGCUGGUGAUGGUGUUGGGGAACACCCCACUCAAGCAUUGCUUGAUAUCUUCACUAUUAGAGAAGAGAUUGGUACUGUGAAUGGUUUGACAAUUACUAUGGUGGGUGAUUUAAAAAAUGGCCGCACAGUCCAUUCCUUAGCUCGCUUGUUAACAUUAUACCAAGUUCAACUUCAGUAUGUGAGUCCACCAGGGUUAGGGAUGCCGAAACAUAUCAUGGAUUAUGUGGCGCAGAAAGGUGUUCCACAAAGAGUGUAUGAAAGAUUAGAGGACGUUCUUGCUGAUACCCACGUUUUAUAUAUGACGAGAAUUCAAAGAGAAAGAUUUGAAAGUCAAGAAGAAUAUGAAAAGAUUCGCGGGUUGCUUAUCGUGACUCCCCAACUAAUGACACGAGCAAAACGUCGGAUGGUCGUAAUGCACCCUUUGCCUCGGGUCGAUGAAAUCUCUCCAGAAUUCGACACUGACCCCCGCGCUGCAUACUUCAGACAGGCGGAAUAUGGAAUGUAUGUGCGAAUGGCACUUCUAGCUAUGGUCGCUAGUGUGAAUCCACUUAUUUGA